Molecule: messenger RNA, 1146 nt
Organism: Emiliania huxleyi CCMP1516
Lineage: Eukaryota; Haptophyta; Isochrysidales; Noelaerhabdaceae
Exons: 5
Coding region: 1-1146 (381 amino acids)
Source: RefSeq, a predicted model, not a curated record
AUGGACAUCCGGCUCCUUCCCGUCGAACAGUCCGUGAUGAUGAUGAGAACGGAGAGUGCCCUCCACACCAUCACUGUUUACGAGGGACAGCCGCCCAUCGACUUCUUGCGGCAUAGAGUCGCAGAAAUGGCACGUGCAAAUCCAUGGCUGGCGGGAAGCCUCGUUGGCGCUGGCGGUGUCACGGUGUUGAGGCACCCCGUCGAUCCGAAAGGCUCGGCGGCAGUCUACAGGCUGCCGCAGCAGGAGGGGAUGUCCUACUCCCAGAUGGUCGCUGCGCUCAGGCCAAUGACGGUCAAGACGGGAGCCACCGCAGUCAACAAGGACGAGCCCGUCUUUUGUGUGUCCGUGCUGAGGCAGGGAAAGAGCAAGUGGUGGCUCUCGGUCAGCCUGAGCCACGUUGUUGGCGACGCCCACACCUUUUACUCCCUCCACAACAUGCUGGGCGAGUCGAGCGAAGUCAAGCGCAUGGACGCCGUGGCCGGGGCCAAGGACAUCGCGGCAAUCGAGACCUCGGCGAUGGCUCACGCAGCCGCGGGCAAGAUGAAGCAGCUCUGGGCUCAUCCGCCGCCCGUAGCAGGCUUCCACCUCAGUCCAGCUCCGCUCGAUCAGGCGGAAGCGGCGGCGGCAGGCGGCGUUCCGUUCGUCUCGUCCAACGACGUGGCCACAGCGUGGUUCCUGCAGCAGAGCGGGGCGGACCUUGGUCUGAUGACUUUGGACUUUCGCAAUCGCCUGCCGGGCAUCGGCGUCGAGCAUGCUGGAAAUUACGAGACCUCGAUCGUCUAUCAGCGAGCCGACUUUGAGUCUGCGGCGCUCAUCCACAAGUCGGUGUCAACUUUGAGGGGCGCUGCCGAGCCACGAACCGGAGAGCCGGGCCUGCUCGACUGGGCGAGCAGCACAUCCGCCGUGGUGUCAAACUGGGCCUCCCUCUUCAAGCAGCUGGAGUUUGCGGGCUCCUCUCACCUCACGCACGUGCCGGUGCUCAACGCGGCGAGCAUGCCACGUGGCAACAUGGACACCGCUGUCCUGUUCGAGUCGGCGCCUGGCAAGCUCGCGUGCCUCGUCGCCCCGUCUCGCGGCGGCUUCAGCCUCGAUGCUGCCAAGCAGAGCGGGGCGGUGGGAGAGCCGCUCGAGGCUGUGCACUUUUGA